UUUUAUUUUAUACUUGUUUUUCAAAAAUGAAUUACAACUUGUCGCAAUUUCAAACGCUUCCCCUUGACAUAGUCAAUUUAAUUGUCUUGUACCUUUUCCCCUCUGCCAAUUCAAGAUAUGAGUCGAUUCUGGUCACAGAUUUUCAUUAUGAACUAACUGCUGCUCUCAUUCGGUGCUGCCACGCUUGGCGCACGGUCAUUAUGGAGCGUCUCUGCCGCGAAAUCACCAUAGAGCGCUUUUCUGACGGUACAGUGGGCGAUAUGUCCUUUAAACGCUGGCCUAAGUUAGCCUGUACUCCAACGUUUCGGAUUACCCAUCUUGUGAAAAGGGUUGUUGUAGUUGUAUGCACUGGGCCGAGUGCAGAUGGGCCUCGAGCAAAGCAUCUAAUCAGCAGGGAUAGUCGUUCUGUCGGCGCAAAUCUUACUGAACUUGGUGCGAGCGAGUUUGCACAAAAUAUCAAGCGGAUGGUUCCAGCGGUGCGUGAUGUUGCAAUCCACAGAAUUGAUCCGCAUUACGCAGAUGGUUAUGACAUGCCCAACGAUCAUCUCUUGGGCAGGUUCAGCAUCGAUUUGUGCCAGUCAGUGAGCCAAGUGUCCAUUAAAUGGUCAUGCGGUGUGCAACAAUAUGAUGUGGGAUCAGAGUGGGAGGAUGGGCUCACAGACAGAAAGUACGAGGAUUCACAACGCGACCACCGCGCUUUGUUCGAGCUCAUUCGUCGGAACGCAGGCACGCUGCAGUCGCUCAGGGUGCGUUUGAAAGAUGACCAAAAGAUUAGCGAUCUUUGCAGCGACGAUUCUGGCUGUGCCAUCGUUUAUCCGCUCCUCGAAAAACUUAUCAUCUACAGUCAUAGGGACUCAUACUUCUCCUCCAUGUCUGAUGCUGAUCAAACAGUUGCAUUUCCGAUGCUUAAAUAUCUUAGUGCCCGUGAUUACUUUGAUCAUGCCGAUCACGCGUUUAAAGGAAUCAGCAGCACGCUUGAGUACCUGUUUUUGGAGCUCAGCACCGAUACCCUUCCGAAACUGCGCAAACUAAUACUGAUCAACGUGGGCAAUAAUAAUGUCAUUGGAAUACCAGCAGCCGACGCAAUGCGAUUUGCAAUCAAGAUCCUUGAUACAGCACAGUUUGUGCGCGAAAUCUCAAUCCCCAAUUAUUUUGAUAAGAGCGUGUUUUAUACCAGUAUUCAGUCGACAACAGCGUGGACCAGCAGCAUUCAGUUGGUUAGUAUGUGGGAUGGUGCGUCUUUUGAAAACAUUGUGCUCUUACUCAAACAUCUUCCUGCCUUGCGGAAACUUGAUUGUUCUAUCAACGGACAGGCCAUUGGCACCGGCGGUUACGACGACUACUUUGACGAACCGGUUGAUGUCAUUUACCAAAACAAUUAUCCGGUCGGGAGGUGCUUUACCACCUGGUAUAUAAAUAAUAAUGGUAUAGGUUGCCUUAGUCAUAUUACGACAGCUAUUGCACUGGUUGCCAUUAUAUGCCCCACACCAAUUUGGAAAAAUGCAAAUGGUGAUUUCGGCAAGUACGCUGACCGACUCCAAAACGUCAAAUAUUUGAAUAGAAGGACAUUAUUAGUAAACUUUAUAAUAAAAUGCUUUAGUUUAAUUGUUGGUUUAUAUUUUUAA
Molecule: messenger RNA, 1625 nt
Organism: Kickxella alabastrina
Lineage: Eukaryota; Fungi; Kickxellomycota; Kickxellomycetes; Kickxellales; Kickxellaceae
Exons: 4
Coding region: 27-1625 (532 amino acids)
Source: RefSeq, a predicted model, not a curated record